Molecule: messenger RNA, 1498 nt
Organism: Gossypium arboreum
Lineage: Eukaryota; Viridiplantae; Streptophyta; Magnoliopsida; Malvales; Malvaceae
Product: WUSCHEL-related homeobox 9-like
Exons: 4
Coding region: 118-1251 (377 amino acids)
Biological process (GO): regulation of developmental process
Molecular function (GO): DNA-binding transcription factor activity; DNA binding
Source: RefSeq, a predicted model, not a curated record
AAGCAGUAGCAAAAACUAGAGCAACAAAAGGGCAAUUAUAUUUCUUAUUCCUCUUUUGGUUGGCAACUUUAGAUUAGAUAUCUAACUCAGAUUUUGGCCAUUAUCAUCAGCAGCAUCAUGUCUUCAUCAAACAGACACUGGCCUAGCAUGUUCAAAUCCAAGCCCUGCAACACUCACCACCAAUGGCAGCAUGACAUCAACCCAUCUCUUAUGUCAGGUGCUUGCCAAAAAGCCCCUUACACUUCAGGAUGUGAAGAGCGUAGUCCUGAGCCUAAACCAAGAUGGAACCCGAAGCCUGAACAAAUUCGCAUACUGGAAGCUAUAUUCAACUCCGGGAUGGUUAACCCACCUAGGGAUGAGAUCAGGAAAAUCAGAGCUCAACUGCAAGAGUAUGGCCAAGUAGGCGAUGCCAAUGUCUUUUACUGGUUCCAGAACAGAAAAUCAAGAAGCAAACACAAGCUGCGAAAUCUCCAAAAUUCUAAACAACAGUUGCAGCAAAAUCAACAAGCUCCUCCUAUCACUAAUAUCUCCACCAUCUCUGCGCCUUCCUCUUCAUCAUCCUCAUCCGAGAAAUCUUCGCCAAAAGGAGCUAACAAGAGUACCUUCUCUUUGAGCUCUACAAAUGUCGUUGACGUUUCCAGUUCUCCAACUGCUUCCGUGAACCAGACCUACUUUCAUCAGCCUCAGAACGAGUUCUUGAACGAACCGUUUUUCUUUCCCAUGCAACAGCCUGCUGGAGGAUCCGGAUUUACACAAGCGUUUGGCUUCUCAGAACUGACCAAUGUGAUUCAAGUCCCUGAACAAACAGUUGGACCCUGUACAAGUCUAUUGUUGAGUGAGAUCCUAACGCACGGAGCUUCAAGGAAAGGAGAGGAAAAGAUGGAUAUGCAGCUCCAGCUUAGUUACAGUACUAUGACAACUGCUCCUAGUACUAACCCUAUUGCUCCUCAUACUGAUUCCACCAGUGCUACAGUUACUGUUCCAUCUAAUACUCACCACAUUCACGGUGUUGGGGAACCGGCUGCAGUGGGCCAUGGAGAUCUGGGUAGAUCAACGGUGUUCAUCAAUGAUGUUGCAUUUGAGGUGACGGUGGGUCCGUUCAACGUGCGGGAGGCUUUCGGAGAUGAUGCAAUCUUGAUUAACUCCUCUGGUCAACCUGUCCUCACCAACGAGUGGGGCUUGACCCUUCAGUCCCUUCAACAUGGUGGAUUUUACUAUCUGGUUCGCUCAUUAAGCCCCUUUUCCAUCUAAGGAAGGUUUAGGGAUGUGGAAAUGGAAGCUUUUUCCUCUCUCUGAUCAAUCCCUCCAUCUCUCUUUAUUCUCAAGGUUGAACUUUAGCUAGUACUUAGGGCUCUCUCUCUCUAUAUAUAUAUAUAUGUUAUGGAUAUGUAGUAUGAAAACUUUGUGAACCAAAGUGUUCUCUAAUUUCUCGUUAAGACAAUGUGUAUGAAUUAUAUAUGCUAUUUUACUUUCGAUAUGCAAGAAAUAUUGCAAACUA